GAAAUGGGAAACCUGCGCGACGCGGAUGUCGGUCCGUCACGUGCGUUUUUUUUCUGGAGCGCAGAAGUUGCCAGUGAGUUAAGAAGUCGUGUGUUUAGGUACUUAUUGCAAACAGUAUGGGCCGGUUGGAUGGGAAAGUGAUUGUCCUUUCUGCAGCAGCACAAGGCAUUGGAAGAGCUUCUGCUAUAGCUUUUGCCAAAGAAGGUGCCCAAGUCACAGCUACAGAUAUCAAUGGAGAGAAACUCAAAGAGCUGGAUGGCAUUCCAGGGAUCAAAACCAAAGUUGUUGAUGUUACCAAGAAAGACCAGGUAGAGGCCUUGGCAAAAGACUUUGACUAUGUGGAUGUGCUUUUCAAUGUUGCUGGAUUUGUCCAUCAUGGCUCAAUACUGGAGUGUGAGGAAUCGGAUUGGGACUUCACUAUGAAUGUGAACGUCCGUAGCAUGUACCUGAUGAUCAAGGCCUUCCUGCCUAAGAUGCUGCCUCGUAAAUCUGGUAACAUCAUCAAUAUGGCAUCUGUGGCAUCUAGUAUCAAAGGAGUUGUGAACAGAUGUGUCUACAGCACGUCUAAAGCUGCCAUCAUUGGACUGACCAAAUCAGUGGCAGCUGAUUUCCUGGAACAGGGGAUCCGCUGCAAUUGUAUCUGUCCCGGAACUGUAGAUACGCCUUCAUUACGACAGAGAAUCCAGGACAGACCUGACCCAGAGCAGGCUUUCAAAGAUUUUAUGGCCAGACAGAAGACUGGUAGAUUGUGCACUGCAGAGGAAGUGGCACAUCUGUGUGUGUACUUGGCAUCAGAUGAGUCUGCCUAUGUAACUGGAACAGAAGCCAUCAUUGAUGGAGGAUGGAGACUCUGAGGAUGUUUUGUUACAUUUACUAAACAACCUUUAACAUGCAUGCAGUUUGACGAAGAGUCGCUGAUUCUCUUUAUUUUUAAAAAUAAUGCUGCUAUGGUGCAGUUGAUUGUAUUGAAUAUGAACUUGAUCGUUCUUGGUCACUAAUGUAAAAAAAUGCGGAUGCCAAGCUCACUUACUGCCAAUUCCUGUCUAUUAGACAAUUUUCUAAUUCUUAAAUAAAGCUUGAGAAUAGUUUUUUGAAUGUUUUAAACCGAAACCUGGCAUUAAAACAAUCAGUUAUUUAAAAAUAAAAAAAUAAGAAUAAGCUUUGAA
This is a messenger RNA of Puntigrus tetrazona (Sumatra barb), 1166 nucleotides long. It is a transcript of the gene bdh2, whose product is annotated as 3-hydroxybutyrate dehydrogenase, type 2. Gene Ontology annotation, molecular function: 3-hydroxybutyrate dehydrogenase activity. The coding region runs from base 117 to 854 and encodes 245 amino acids. The record is from RefSeq and is a predicted model, not a curated record. Gene Ontology annotation, cellular component: cytoplasm. NCBI's taxonomy places the organism in Eukaryota, Metazoa, Chordata, Actinopteri, Cypriniformes, Cyprinidae. Gene Ontology annotation, biological process: siderophore biosynthetic process. The transcript has 10 exons.